CUGCAGCGUCGCUGAGCUGGUGCAGUGCAAGACACUCGCUCAUCCUCACCGAUGGUCUGCAGAACAAGGGGGACUUUAAAAAAAAUUAACAUCUGAAACAAAAAAAACAUCCUACAUUAACAAAAAAAAAUCUUGAAAAAAUAACAAAACAACAAAAAAUCCAUCAUGAGCUACGAUCCUUAUAUCUCCUACCGCCGCACUUGGGACAGCUACCGAGGCUCUUCUCGACCUUCCACUACCAAAUCCUUCAUGUACCCCCCUCUCUACUCCUCCUCUUCCUCCCGAGCCCUGGGCCUGGCGGCUGGGAAGCAGCGUCCACCCGCCUCUUCCUCACUGCCGGAUGCGUCUGCACGGAUGGACCUGGCUGAGGCCUCCAGCCUCAACACAGAACUGCUGGGGCUCCGCAGUCAGGAGAAGGAGCAGCUGGUGGGCCUCAACGACCGCUUCGCCACCUACAUCGACAAGGUGAGGCGCCUGGAGCAGCAGAACCGGGCCCUUCUGGCAGAGCUGGAGGCUCUCAGGCGGAGGCAGAGGGACCCGUCUCGUCUUCAGGGGCUCUACGAGGGUGAAGCCCGGAGCCUCAGGGCUGCAAUCGACCAGAAGACAGGAGAUAAGAUGCGCAUGGAGGCAGAGAGGGACUACCUGAAGGACGUGUACGGGCAGCUGAAGGAGCGCUAUGAGGAGGAGGCGCAGUGCCGUGCGGUUGCGGAGGAGGCCCUGCAGAGGGCCCGGGAAGAAGUGGGGCGGGCCAUGCUGUCUAACUGCGAUGCAGAGGCCAGCGUUGUCUCCCUGGCCGAGGAGAUGGGCUUCCUGAAGAAGGUGUUUGUGGAGGAGCAGGCGGAGCUGCAGGCCCAGGUUGUGGCGGCUAACGUGUGUGUCGACAUGGAGGUGAGCAGGCCAGACCUGUCUGCGGCACUCAAGGAGAUCCGGGCACAGUACGAGCGGCUGGCCAAUAAGAACAUGCAGGCGGCAGAGGACUGGUACCGGGGGAAGUUUGAGUCCGUGGCGGAGAUGGCAUCGAAGAACAACGAGGCGGUGCGCUCCAUCCGGGAGGAGACCAUGGAAUACCGCCAGCUGCUCCAAUCACGCUCCUCUGAGAUCGAGGCCCUGCGGAACGUCAUCGAGUCGCUGAACAAACAGCUGGAGGAGCUGGAAGAGCACCAGGGGGAAGAGGUCACGAAGUAUCAGGUGAGGAUAAACGAUCUGGAGUGCGACAUCAACGAGGCAAAGCAGGAGAUGUCUCGCUACCUCAGAGAGUACCAGGACCUUCUCAAUGUUAAAAUGGCUCUGGACAUUGAGAUCGCGGCAUACAGGAAACUGCUCGAGGGAGAAGAGUUCAGGCUGACCUUCUCUGCCCUGAACUAAAUCCUCUUCACACUGAACCCCAAUAACCCCGAACCCCAAUAUCUCAAUAGCCUAUACCCUAACCUAAACCAUACUCUUUAGUCUUAUAGCCCUACCAUUGGUCUUCCUUCCACCCGUACCUAAACCCCAUACUACCCCACCCUUACCUAAACCCCAUACUACCCCACACUUACCUAAACCCCAUACUACCCCACCCUUACCUAAACCCCAUACUACCC
Molecule: messenger RNA, 1583 nt
Organism: Oncorhynchus tshawytscha (Chinook salmon)
Lineage: Eukaryota; Metazoa; Chordata; Actinopteri; Salmoniformes; Salmonidae
Gene: neff2
Exons: 3
Coding region: 166-1365 (399 amino acids)
Biological process (GO): neurofilament bundle assembly
Cellular component (GO): cytoplasm; postsynaptic intermediate filament cytoskeleton; axon
Molecular function (GO): structural constituent of postsynaptic intermediate filament cytoskeleton
Source: RefSeq, a predicted model, not a curated record